Molecule: messenger RNA, 1457 nt
Organism: Aspergillus uvarum CBS 121591
Lineage: Eukaryota; Fungi; Ascomycota; Eurotiomycetes; Eurotiales; Aspergillaceae
Product: NADH:flavin oxidoreductase/NADH oxidase family protein
Exons: 4
Coding region: 1-1239 (412 amino acids)
Molecular function (GO): oxidoreductase activity; FMN binding
Source: RefSeq, a predicted model, not a curated record
AUGAAGAACUCGCCCCUUGCACAGCCGUUGACGCUCCCAUGCAAGCUGCAACUCCCCAACCGACUCGUGAAAGCGGCGAUGGCUGAAAAGCUGGCCGAUGGAGAAGGGCUUCCAACGAAGACGCUGGAGCGAGCAUAUGAAAAAUGGGGAGGCGGAGGGUGGGGACUGAUUUUGACGGGCAACGUGCAGGUUGACCACCGAUACCUCAACGGUGCAGGUGACGUGACAAUCAAACCCACCACCAGCACAGAGAAGCAGCUCGCUCGCUGGCGCGCCUGGGCCAGCGCCUGCACCACGCCUGGCAACACUCCAGCGAUCGUGCAGCUCAACCACCCGGGCCGCCAGUCCCCCAUGGGCGCCGGCAGCCGCGGCCUCUGCGCGCGGAACCUCGCCCCCAGCGCCGUACCGCUAGACUUCGGCCCCGGCCUGAUGGCCCAGACGCUCAGCCGAGUGGUCUUUGGGGUGCCGCGCGCCAUGACGCAAGCCGACAUCCAGACGGUGGUGCAGCAGUUCGUUGACGCGGCGCGGUUGGCGGCGGAGGCCGGAUUCCAGGGGGUGGAGAUCCACGCGGCGCACGGCUACCUUCUCGCGCAGUUCCUGUCGGCGGACACGAAUCACCGCACCGACGCUUACGGGGGGUCUGCUGCGCGGCGGGCCCAGCUGGUCGUUGAGAUUAUCCGCGCCGUGCGCGCCGCGACCCCGCCCCGGUUCUGCGUUGGGAUUAAACUCAACUCGGUGGACCAUCAGUCCGCUGAGGCGCUGAAGGAGUGCGUUGAGCAGCUUCGGCUGAUCGUGGCGGCUGGGGUGGACUUUGUGGAGAUCAGUGGGGGGUCGUAUGAGAAGCCUACCAUGAUGACCAGUGAUAUCAUCCAAGAACACCGACCCUCAGCUCGGACCCAAGCGCGAGAGGCCUUCUUCUUGGACUUCGCCAAGGCGAUCCGGAGCUCGUUCCCAGCAGUGCCUCUGAUGGUGACGGGGGGGUUCCGCACCCGCCAGGGAAUGAUCGAUCCCUUGCAGAACGGGGACUGUGACAUGAUCGGGCUGGGUCGACCCGCGGUGCUGCAUCCGACCCUCCCUGCCGAGGUCAUCCUUAAUGAGCGAGUGUCUGCCGACGAGGCACGGCUGGUCACGGAAAGAGCGCCGAUCUCCUGGGCGAACAGGUGGACCAAACUGGCGGUUGUUGGGGCCGGAGAAGAGAGCCGGCAUUACAGUAGUCGAAUUGCAGAGUUGGGGGCUUAGGCUGAAUUGGAUGACGUGAGUAUUUUGACAUUUUUAGGUCGAGGGAGGGGUGUGAGAAAGCUUUCCGGAACAGAAGCGUGAGAGAGAGAAUGGAUUCACCUGGCUUUGAGCCCUAGAGCGAUCAACGUAGCACUAUCCUGUACUUCCAUAACAAUUAGAUUCAGGAAGACCAAUCGAUAGCCCUUGAGGGUUGAUCGUUAUCUGAUACAUGUCAGGCA